AUGCUUCAAGAUCCGACAGGAAGACUACUCUACGUUGGCGACUCCGCGUCGUUGGCUUACCUUCAACUCAUUCGUAUGAUUGUUGAAGCCAGCGCUGGUCCUAGCGAAUUCACGGAAGACCCAAGCCGCCACAAGAUCAUGGAGGCCACGAUAGCGAUGCCGGCCAACAUACAGACACCGCACAUCUUACCUGACAGGGAUACGGCCAAUGCUUUGGUUGAGUCGUUUUUUACAAACACGUAUGGUUUGAUUCAAGUCUUCGACAGGCCCACUUUCGAAAGAUCACUGGAGGCGUGUUACUCGGAUCCUCUUACGGCACAGUCAUCCUUCCUAUGUCUGUUGUACCUGACCUUUGCCAUCGGCAUGGUGUUCGCGACGCCGCUUCCUAACAGCAAAGAGGAUGCCAUCUUCAAGAAGCUCAGAACGGCCCAGUUUGAUCGAGCCGAGUCUUUCUUUAGGAGUGCGAAAGCCCUCGGCGACCCCAUCUCUGGGUUCGAAGAUGCGGAUUUCUGGUCUGUGCAAGCGUUGUUGUUGAUGGCUGUCUACAUGCUGGCAGUAUCCAAGCGCAAUGCGGCGUAUGCCUAUUUCGGCAUGGCAGUUCGCUCUGGCUUCGCACUCGGCUUGCACAGAGUCCAUGAAAACCAUUUCAUCUUCAAAAGCGAAGACGUCAGGUUGCGCCGAAGCCUCUGGAGAAGCUUGUUCGUCCUCGACCGUUUCCUCGCCGCUUCGCUGGGCCGUCCAGUCGCGAUUGACGAGGAAGAAUGCUCGGCCGACGCUCUGCUUGUAUUUGAGAAGAAGUCUGCCAGUGAAUUGGUACGGAUUCAGAACCCCAGCGACGGGCUCGACGCCGCUGUAAAAUGCUGUCAAAUUGUUGGCCAGAUCUUGAAAAAGAUCUACGCCCGCCGGCUCGUAUCAAUUCGCAGGACGUCUGAGAUUUGGGAGCAAUGCGGAGCCUGGCACGCAUCACUCAGCGACGACCUGUCGUCGGGGCAGGUGGCCGCCGAUCCAAGCAACCCAGCGCAGGCCAUCGCCGCCCUUCACGUCAACCUUUUUUACUACCACACCAUCAUCAUCCUCACACGGCCGUUCUUUAUUUAUCUCCUGAGCAAGGUUCACAAUGAGCGCAAAGGGUUUACGCUGCCGGUUCCUCGCUGGAUCAACCGCACGUCGAAAUACUGCGAGGCUUGCCUCAGCGCGGCCAAUGAGACAAUCGCCCUGGUGCAGAAGGCAUUCGACAGCAACUAUCUUCCGCAGCGCAACCCGUUUGUCCUGUACUUUCUCUUCGCCGCGUCCCUUAUCGUCCUCAGUAACGAGUUCUCCGCCAUAUACCCGAACCCGACCUACGGAACCUCCAUGUCCAGCACAAUUUCUAUCAUGAACUACUGCGCGACGAGCGACCCGCAGGCCAAUAGGCUUCUCUUCAUUCUCAACUCGUUUCGCAACGUUAUUUACGAAUUGCGCUCAAAGAAGCCCGAGCAGCCAGCCAUGCCUAUCCCGCAAACAAUGUCCCCGACGGCCCUCCACGACCCGAUCGGCAGCCUCUUCAAACGCACCGCCCCCUCCCGCAAGAACUCCUUCGCGACAACCGCCACCUCCGCGCCGCCCGGGUCCGCGGUAAAGGCGAUGGCGCCUCCGCCGUUGUCCAUGAGGACUGAGCACAGCUUCUCCUCCGCCCCGGCCGGCCCUUCUGCCGGCGUCUCCCCGGCGGGUAGCACGCCCGGCAUGUCGCACUCGGGCGGCGACCUGAGCGCGAGGAUGGGAGAUUCCGACAUGGGCGACGAAGAGGUUCCCUUUGACUCGAUGUGGGCCUUCGGCGCCACCCCGGGUCCUCCUGCGGGCGGGCCCAUGCCGGCGGGACCAAAUGUACCUGCGCCGCCGCAGACGGGCGGGGUGAUGCCGGUGCCCGGGCAAGGUUUCCCGGUGCAAGGCCCGGGUCCGCGAUUCCAGGGGUUCGGAAACUUCGGGCCUAAUGGGAACGCAGGUGGAGGAGGGGGUGCUCCUGCUGGUACGGGGGGUUAUGUGGCUCCUUUGAACGUGCCGAUGUACACCCUUGCGGAACAUUCGUAG
This is a messenger RNA of Colletotrichum chrysophilum, 2067 nucleotides long. RefSeq lists its product as uncharacterized. The transcript is spliced from 5 exons. Gene Ontology annotation, cellular component: nucleus. Gene Ontology annotation, molecular function: DNA-binding transcription factor activity, RNA polymerase II-specific; RNA polymerase II cis-regulatory region sequence-specific DNA binding; zinc ion binding. The record is from RefSeq and is a predicted model, not a curated record. Lineage: Eukaryota; Fungi; Ascomycota; Sordariomycetes; Glomerellales; Glomerellaceae. Gene Ontology annotation, biological process: DNA-templated transcription; positive regulation of transcription from RNA polymerase II promoter by galactose. The coding region runs from base 1 to 2067 and encodes 688 amino acids.